AUGGACGACCUGGCUCUGCUCGACCUGCUGGAGUGCCCAGUGUGCUUCGAAAAGCUCGACGCCACGGCCAAGGUGCUGCCGUGCCAGCACACGUUCUGCAAGCCCUGUCUGCAGAGGAUCCUCAAGUCCCAGAAGGAGCUCCGGUGCCCCGAGUGCAGGACGCUCGUCCUCUGCGGCAUCGAGCAGCUGCCGGCCAACCUGCUGCUCAUCCGCCUGCUGGAUGGUGUCAGGUACGGGCAGAAUGCGCCCCGCUUUGGCUCCAUGCAGCGCUCAGGGUUCCUGUCCUCCCCCGCCUGCAUCCGCAGGGCCCCGCGGGGUCUGCAGCUCGCCCAGCACCGGCCGCCCGCCGCCCCCAGGAGCCUCACGGACGGGGUGCCGCGAGCCAAAGCGCUGUUCUCGUACCGGGGGCACAACCCCGGGGAGCUGCGCUUCAACGAGGGGGACGUCAUCGUGCUGCUGCGGCAGCUGGACCAGAAUUGGUACCUGGGGGAGCUGAACGGCGUCAGCGGGGUCUUCCCAGCCAGCUCCGUGCAGGUCAUCAAACAGCCGCCGCUGCCGCCGCCCCUCUGCAGGGCUCUUUACAACUUCGAUCUGAGGAGCAGGGAUAGGAGUGAGAACAACGACUGCCUGUCAUUCCACAAGGGAGACAUCAUCACCGUCAUCAGCAGAGUCGAUGGCAACUGGGCCGAGGGCAAGCUGGGCGACAAAGUGGGCAUCUUCCCCGUGCUGUUUGUGGAGCCAAACACGACAGCACGGCAGCUCCUGCAAAGCAGCAAAGGCUCCUGGCCCACCCCGCUCCGCUGCACACCGCUGAGCGUGGCCUCCCCGAAGGCGCAGGGCCAGGAGCUGCACAAGGCGCCCGAUGCCCGGCGCAAGAGCCUGCGGCCCUUCUCCAUCACCACGGCCCUCAACACGCUGAACCGCAUGGUGCACGCCCCUGCCGACCGCCCCGCGCUGCGCAUCAGCUCCCCGGUGCUCAUCAGCUCCAGCAACCCCAGCGUGGCCGCUGCCGGCAGUGAGGAUCCGCCCCGCGGGACCCCCGCCCAGGUCAGUGCAUCCUACUAUCCUGCUCCAGGACCACUGAGGCACUCGGCAGCCAUUGUCACUCUGCCCCACCUGCAGCAUCACCUCUCAGCCAACCUGAAACCGAGCGUGCCCGACUCGAAGCUGCCCUCGCUGUACGCCUCGUGGACGCUGUCGGCCUCCUCAGUGUCCUCCCAGGGCAGCGCAUCAGAGAGCGCUCAGCGCCAGAGCCGUGCGCUGAAGGCAGCGCUGCCCGCGGGGCACACAGCUCUGCGGCGCGGCCGCGGCUGCACCAGGAAGAAUGGGUCCCUGCAGAGGCCGGGGCAGGCAGGGCUGCAGGCUGCCAGCUCCCUCCGCCGCGUUCCCACGGCCGGGCUGCAGCCGUACCCACAUGCUGGCAGCUCACCGCACAGCAGCCCCGCUGCCGGCACAGCUGAGAUGGGCACGAGGCCCAACUUCUCCCAUGAAGCCCUGCCAGCACUCGUGGUCAGAGGAGGGGAAAGCAGGACUCCAUCUGUCUGCAGUUCGGUGAUCCUGGACACCACGGAGCCUCUGGGAAAGAGUGAGUCGGUGCCCCGGCCGCCCGCAUCAGCCCUGCCAUCCAUCCUGGUGAAGCCGGACACCUCCCGUAACAGCAGUGACAAGCAGGUGAAGACGGUGCGGUUCCAGAACCACAGCCCGCCGCCCAAGCGGCACGGCCCGCAGCCCUCCCCGCGCCUGCCCCGCAGCAGCACCGACUUGGUGCUCACAGCUGAGCCCCCGCCGUCCGAGGGGAGCCCCGAGCCGCCCACACUGCCCUCCCCACGCCUGGGCAGCAGCCCCCUGCACCCCCGCAGAGCGCUGCACCCGCGGGCGGCAUCGCUGGAGCUGUCAGCGCCGCUCACCUUCCCGGUCAGGAAGAGCUACAGCAGCGUCUCCGCCAACUGA
This is a messenger RNA of Phasianus colchicus (ring-necked pheasant), 1950 nucleotides long. It is a transcript of the gene SH3RF2, whose product is annotated as SH3 domain containing ring finger 2. Gene Ontology annotation, molecular function: protein phosphatase 1 binding; ubiquitin protein ligase activity. Gene Ontology annotation, biological process: positive regulation of JNK cascade; positive regulation of proteasomal ubiquitin-dependent protein catabolic process; protein ubiquitination. Lineage: Eukaryota; Metazoa; Chordata; Aves; Galliformes; Phasianidae. The record is from RefSeq and is a predicted model, not a curated record. Gene Ontology annotation, cellular component: nucleoplasm.